AUGACGUCGUCUGGCGGCGCAUGGGAGGUGGUGGUGGACAAGGCGGCGCUGGAGGUGUCGAGGUUCCUGGCGGCGGCCACCGACCCCUUUUUGCCCGACUCCCGCACGGCGCGGUGGAUGCUGGCGCUGCUCGACGCGAGCUCCCUGCGCGACGUCCUCGAGGAGCGCAACGACGGCGGCCGCUGCGGCAUGAUUGGCUGCCCUGCCGGCCGCGGGGCGGAGAGCCGGCGGCACGGCGACGGCGGGUGCGAGCGACGACCCGCCGGAGCUGCGUGCGGCGGCGGCGGCGGCGACGAGGGCGACGAGUGGGCGGGGGAGGAGGCGGGCGCAUUUAGGCGGUACGAGCGGUACCGUGCGCAGCAGCCGCGGCGGGCGGCGGCGGCGGCGGGGCGCUUCUGCUCUCCCGCAUGUGCGGAGGCGUUCGAGGCGCUGGCGCAAAAAAUCCCCCCCUCGCUCGUCUACGCCCGCGGCGAGGUGGUGCAGGCCGUGGGGGGACUUUUCCCCAACAUGAGCCUUGCCGCCCUUCAGCGGCUUGCGGGGGCGGAGUCGACGUCGGUGGCGGACAUUGCCGAGCGACGCGUGCGGCAGGAGGAAGACGAGGGGCCACGGCCGCCGCCGCUGCACCCAUCAGACCGCACGGCAGCCGAGGCCGCAUCGCUGCGGGAGGCGCUGAGCGGCAUUGCGGCUGAGAGAGAGACGUGGCGCCGAGAGAUGCGGCAGGUGCAAGCCACAGGGGCUGACGAGGGACGAAGACGGCGGCUGCCGCUGCCACUGAUGGUGUACGACUGGUGCAUGACGAUGUCAACCGCGAGGACCAAAGCCCUCUUCGCCACGCUGUGCCGCAGGGGUGACCUGAGCAGCGGCGUCUGGAGCGACACCGAGCACGGGGCGGGGCGAGACCGCAGUUUGUAUGUGAAGUGCGUGGGGUCCAUCCGCAGCCGGUGCCUGAGGCGCGCGGAGGCGGCGGCAGGCGUGGAGGAGGCGGAGCCGCCUUCCGUGGACCCACAACUGCAGCAGCAGCGCCUCGCUCUUUUCGCCGCGCAGGUCUUUUCUGCCGAAACCACUGCGGCCCUCUCGCGUCUCCUCUUGUACGAUGAGGCGACGCUGCAGCAGGCGUGGGAGCUCUGGCGGUUGAGUGGCCUUCUCGCCACUCUGCAGUUUCCCUUCGCGCUGCCGGGAGCCCUCGUCGCCGGCGGGGCGGCGCCGCAUGUUUUGUUUCUCGCGCUUGUGAUGCUUGCCGCUGCGGGGCUGUGCGGGGCGGCGGCGUGGGCGGAGUGGAUGCGGGAGGACGCCCUCGGCGAGUUGCUGGCGGCGUUGGGGGCCACCGCGGAGGAACUCGCGGCGUGCGUGCAGGUCCUCGUGCUGGAGUGA
Molecule: messenger RNA, 1371 nt
Organism: Trypanosoma conorhini
Lineage: Eukaryota; Euglenozoa; Kinetoplastea; Trypanosomatida; Trypanosomatidae
Exons: 1
Coding region: 1-1371 (456 amino acids)
Source: RefSeq, a predicted model, not a curated record